Molecule: messenger RNA, 2697 nt
Organism: Vespula pensylvanica (western yellowjacket)
Lineage: Eukaryota; Metazoa; Arthropoda; Insecta; Hymenoptera; Vespidae
Gene: Hsp60A
Product: heat shock protein 60A
Exons: 5
Coding region: 296-2008 (570 amino acids)
Biological process (GO): protein refolding; protein import into mitochondrial intermembrane space; apoptotic mitochondrial changes
Cellular component (GO): mitochondrial matrix; mitochondrial inner membrane
Molecular function (GO): ATP binding; protein-folding chaperone binding; ATP-dependent protein folding chaperone
Source: RefSeq, a predicted model, not a curated record
AUAAUUUUAUUGUAAAUAAUUUUUAGAUAAAUGAUCAAUUGAUUUAUUCGUUUAUUUAUAGCAUCAUUUUGUAACAAAGGAUAAGAAUAUUCUUGAUUUUUUAAUCGUGUAGAAAAGGUUAGGUUACAGAUAGAAAAGGAAAGUAGGGGAGAUGCCCAUGUGAUAGCGCCAAGCUCAUAUCUUCUCAUUCCAUUCUGAAGACAACGUGCGGUCACGCCGUGUCGAUUUUCAACUACUUCUUAAAAAGCUUCAUCGUCGUUUCUAUUUAAAAGUGUCCUUCGUUGCGAAAUAAAAGAUGUAUAGAUUACCAAGCAUGAUGCGCUCUGUAGCUCUGCGCCAAAUGCAGCUGCAGACACGAACUUAUGCUAAAGAUGUUAGAUUUGGAGCAGAAGUACGAGCAUUGAUGUUGCAAGGUGUAGAUAUUUUAGCAGAUGCCGUAGCUGUGACAAUGGGCCCUAAAGGACGUAAUGUUAUUCUGGAACAAAGUUGGGGUAGCCCCAAAAUUACUAAAGACGGUGUAACAGUAGCUAAAGGAGUUGAAUUAAAAGAUAAGUUCCAGAAUAUUGGAGCAAAAUUAGUACAGGAUGUGGCUAAUAAUACCAAUGAAGAAGCUGGAGAUGGAACUACAACGGCUACUGUUUUAGCCAGAGCAAUAGCUAAAGAAGGUUUUGAAAAGAUUAGUAAAGGUGCUAAUCCUGUUGAAAUCAGAAGAGGAGUAAUGUUAGCCGUCGACAAAAUUAAAGAAGAAUUAAAGCUUUUAAGCAAACCUGUAACAACAUCUGAAGAAAUUGCUCAAGUAGCCACUAUAUCUGCUAAUGGAGAUAAGACUAUUGGAAAUCUAAUUUCUGAUGCCAUGAGAAAAGUUGGUAAUGAAGGUGUUAUUACAGUGAAAGAUGGGAAGACCCUUCAUGAUGAACUUGAAGUCAUAGAAGGAAUGAAAUUUGAUAGAGGAUAUAUUUCUCCAUACUUCAUAAAUUCUAGUAAAGGUGCCAAAGUAGAAUUUCAAGAUGCAUUAUUACUCUUUAGUGAAAAGAAAAUAUCAUCUGUACAAAGUAUUAUACCUGCUUUGGAGUUAGCAAAUACACAGCGCAAGCCACUUGUUAUAAUUGCAGAAGAUAUUGAUGGGGAAGCAUUGUCAACUUUAGUUGUUAACAGAUUAAAAAUUGGAUUGCAAGUAGCUGCAGUUAAAGCACCUGGUUUUGGUGAAAACAGAAAAGCAACUCUGCAAGAUAUGGCCAUUUCUACAGGUGGUAUAGUUUUUGGAGAUGAUGCAAAUCUUGUUAAACUGGAAGAUGUACAGUUAAGCGACUUAGGGCAAGUUGGAGAAGUUGUCAUUACAAAGGAUGAUACACUCUUCUUAAAUGGUAAAGGGAAGAAGAGUGAUAUUGACAGAAGAGCGGAACAAAUUAGAGAUCAAAUUAAUGACACCACAUCUGACUAUGAGAAAGAAAAAUUGCAAGAACGACUUGCAAAAAUUACAACAGGUGUAGCAGUUUUAAGAGUUGGUGGAAGUAGUGAAGUAGAAGUUAAUGAAAAAAAGGACCGUGUUACUGAUGCAUUGAAUGCUACUAGAGCUGCUGUCGAGGAAGGUAUUGUACCUGGAGGUGGAACUGCUUUGUUAAGAUGUGCUCCAUCAUUACAACAAUUAAAAGCAUCCAAUACUGAUCAAGCAAUAGGUAUCAAAAUUGUAGCGAAUGCUUUGAGAAUGCCAUGCUUGCAAAUUGCUCUAAAUGCAGGUGUAGAUGCAAGUCUUGUUGUUGCAAAAGUCAGCGAUGGAAAACUUGGCUAUGACGCAUUAAAUGACGAAUAUGUUGAUAUGAUAGAAAAAGGUAUUAUUGAUCCUACUAAAGUAGUACGCACAGCACUUACGGAUGCAGCAGGAGUUGCAUCAUUGCUUACGACUGCAGAGGCAGUUGUAACUGAAUUGCCUAAAGAAGAAUCACAAACACCAAUGGGUGGUAUGGGUGGCAUGGGUGGCAUGGGUGGUAUGGGUGGAAUGGGCAUGUAAUAAAAAGACUGAUUAUUCUACACAAUUACAAUUGAAAUCUGUAGAAUCAGUUCAAAUAUCAAGUUAUUGUUUGAACAGUUAAAAUAAGAAAGAGGUAAAGAUCGAUCGCUAUAAUGGCCAUGGAGUCAUAACAGUACGUUCCAUUGUUUUUUUUACGCGUUUGUAAACGUUACGUCAAAUACAUACACAUAUUUCUGAAAAAUCACGAAAAUUCUCUUUUUGUCAAAUGAUUUGAAUAUAAUGCAAAUAGCAUGUAAUGCUGCAGGUAAUAUAAUUUAUGUACAAAAAUAUGUUACAUUAUAUAUGUCCAGUGUUAAUACUCAAACGAUUUGAGUAAAAAAAUAUUUGAAGUAUUUUUUGUGUCUAUAUUACUUUUAUAUUCUAUUUAGCUAUUUUGGUUAUAUAAUCCAAAUGAAGAGCAUAAAUCCUUAAGAUCUACUUAAAAUAAAAAUUGUACAGAAUUUCAAUAUAUAUAUAUAACGAAUAACGUUGAAUACGCACAUGCGUAACUCGAAAUUAAUCAUCAUUAUAUGCAUAAAAUUUUUGUAUUUUCGUAAAUAAGAAUGAAAAUCUAUAUAAUUUACAUCUUCAAAUAGUAAUCUCUGUUCUUUUCAUUUUUCGUUUUUUACUUUUGUCAAUAGCAUAGUUAUUUUCAUUUUUUUAGUUUCAAUAAAUGGAAAAUAAUUUUA